This is a messenger RNA of Cylicocyclus nassatus, 1504 nucleotides long. The record is from the annotation of a GenBank genome assembly. Lineage: Eukaryota; Metazoa; Nematoda; Chromadorea; Rhabditida; Strongylidae.
GGAGUCCCGAAUUCAGGAAUUUGAUGUUUGCUUUUUUAGAAAAUAUGGUGAAAGAACGCGCAGCUUACUCCCGCGCAGAUGAAACCCGCAUGUGGAUGUUUUUAUAUGAACAACUGCGAAAAGGAGUGCCUGCUGCAUGGCAGCCCAGGGGUCUUGAAAUCUGGAAAAUGUUUGCGCUAGAAAACGAGGGAAGGACAGCGGAUAGUUUAAAUUCCAGGUUUCGUAAAACUACGGUAAACAGGCUUCACGAUGCAAAUCUCCCAUGUCAUAUCAUGAUGUAUCUCUACUUGCGCUACCAGAUACCUAUGGACAGUGAUGUCAAAACCGCACUAGAGCUGAAAUUCCAAAUAAAGAUCGAUUUAAAGCCUUCGGGGACCUUGAAGGCCUACAAGCGAGUUUCACGAGAAGAACGGUGGAGACCGAUGGAGACUCCGACUUCAGAGAGCAACGCUUUAGACGAUGAGAAUCUGGCGCAGCAGGUAGUUGAAGCUCAUGAAGUGCCUCCGCAGUCGUCGGUACUCCAGGUGGAAGCAAGUACCAGCGCAGAAGUGGGACAAGCUGAAGGACCUUCCGCUGGGCCUGGUCAGACCCCUCCAAGUGGUGAAGCCAUCGUAGUGGACGAUGUUGUUGUCUCGACAACAAGCGACUCGUGCCAGAAGGCUCUUGAUCGAUGUUUCGCUGCUUACGGAAUUGAGAAUUCCUCCAGAGAAGAGAACGAUUGGCGCAGUUCUGAGAAGGUCAUGUUCCUAACUUCUAAGUGGCAUGAGAAAAUGAAAGAAGUGGUUGCAUCUUACGACCUUACGGCUGAAGGUACCGAGGGCAUGAUUGAUGUGGUAUCGAGAGAGCAGAAGAGAUUACUGCUCGAGUCGAAAUAUGAGUCCGACUAUCUACACUCUCUGCUCUCUAUCAAAUCUGUCGUCAAGGGGGAGUUAGAUAGAUUAAGCGCAGCGUUUCGCUCUCCAUCGCAUUCUCGUCCUAUCGUAAAGCUUCCUGAUCAAGGCUAUUCCCUUCAAAUUAGGAAUGUCUACGAAAAUAUAGGCACGGCAGAUCGUGAAGAAGCAUUGAGAAAUAUUGUGUUCAACCAUAUGUCUACUUCUUUACAUCCUGCCCACAUGGUAGCAACACUGACAGAUUUAGAAAAUGUGGAGGAGUUGGUAGCUGCAUCUUCUGCGAACAAGGAGGAUUACAAUGCUAAAAUGAAGCAAGUCGAGGAUGCUGUCAAAAAGAGGGUGUCUGCUAUUGAAUAGAAUGUGUUGAACAACUUCAGCUGUAAACUUUUUUCCGGUUCGCAUUAUUCUGCUUAUGCUUUAAUUUUGAAGUCAGCUCAACGUGUUUUUUCACUUAUCACUUGCUCUCAGUUUUAUAGGAGAUCUCCUUUUUACCAUGAAGAAAAGCUUUCUUUCCUUGGUUUAGAGAAGGUUUCAUAAAUGCUUUUGUAUUUUAACGCACUUCAUUUUUCGUUCUUUGGGGAGGGGAAGAGAACGACUUGCAUCGUGUGGGUUCC